AUGUCGCGGCAACUCUUUUCUACCUUUGUCGGUUAUCAGGUGUGGUACUGGCAACUGGGUUUUACGACUGGUUUGGUAGCUGCAGCAUAUUUACAUGACCAGCACCCGCAACAAUGUAAAAGGAACUUAUACGUGAAAUGUCCGACCUGA
This is a messenger RNA of Aspergillus niger, 150 nucleotides long. RefSeq lists its product as uncharacterized. The record is from RefSeq and is a predicted model, not a curated record. The transcript is spliced from 3 exons. The coding region runs from base 1 to 150 and encodes 49 amino acids. NCBI's taxonomy places the organism in Eukaryota, Fungi, Ascomycota, Eurotiomycetes, Eurotiales, Aspergillaceae.